GAGUGUCCCAGCCAGUGUCAGGUCCUUACUGCUCUGCUGCUCUGUUCUGCUGCUUCGCAUUACUUGCCUUGCUUGCUUUCCUGUUCAUCCUAGCACCCUACACUAGUCUAUCCUAGUCCACACUAUGUACCAAGUACCAAGUACCCAGUCCACCCUAGCACUUUCAGUCCAUCCAUGGUGGAUUUGAUGCUUGUACACUUGAAUUCUCUCUUUUCCACUGCCGCCUUUCUUUCUCUCUGCGUACCAACCAUACCUGCCAACUACCUACCUUACCACCACCAUCAUCAUCACAACCAUAUCCUUCUUUACCUUCAACACUCUGAACGAGUCGUACUCACAUUGUCACCUUUUUCCCCUACCCAUUCUAUUUUCUCAUAUUUCUCAUACUUAUUCGAAUUCUACGAGAUUUACAUCUCAUCCAUAAUCAUCAACACUUUCGCAUCUAGCUUUCAACCAAGACGCCUGCUCUCUUUUUUUAGAUGCUAACAUCUUACCUCGAAGAAAGUCUAUUUAUACCUCGUUUCAGCCACGAUCCCCGACCAACUAUUGUCCUAUCGUCGCUCAGAUAGUCCGCACCUACAUCUUGACCAUCUGAUUUCCUAUAUUUCUUCGAAAUCAGAAA
Messenger RNA from Hypoxylon fragiforme, 622 nucleotides. RefSeq lists its product as uncharacterized. The record is from RefSeq and is a predicted model, not a curated record. The coding region runs from base 175 to 486 and encodes 103 amino acids. The transcript has a single exon. NCBI's taxonomy places the organism in Eukaryota, Fungi, Ascomycota, Sordariomycetes, Xylariales, Hypoxylaceae.